AAAUACAGUGUCGUUAGAACGACGUCAACGUUGAGUCGCUGAUGCAGAUGUCAACUGCUGAUUUGAUAUUCACAGCGAAAUUACUCACAAUUUAUACACAUACCUAGCUAUCUAGGUAGUGCGCCACACAUUCCCUUUUCCUAUCUAUGGAGUUUUUGCAGUUUCUAUCAUGGGCGUGCAUCGUAUUUACAGUCGGGAUGUUCUCGACUGGACUGACGGACCUGAAGAAGAUGAGAGCUUCCAAAAGUGCAGAUAACGUCCAGUUCCUCCCCUUCCUCACCACAUGCCUCAAUAACCUGGGCUGGCUGUAUUAUGGGAUACUGAAGACGGAUGGGACUCUGGUCCUGGUUAACACCAUAGGAGCCUGUCUACAGUCCCUCUACAUCCUCUGCUACUGCCACUACACCAAUGACAAGAGGCGAGUGACCUCUCAGACGUUACUAGCAGGAGGAGUGGUCUGUGGAGGCUGGCUGUACUUCAGUGUUGUCCUGCCUCAGGGAGAGUCUCAGCUGGCCCAGCUAGGUCUCACCUGCAGCCUGUUCACUAUCAGCAUGUACCUGAGUCCACUCGCUGACCUGAUGGAGAUAGUGCGUACUGGUAGUGUGGAGCGUUUGUCCUUCUCUUUGACUGUAGCUACCUUCCUCACCUCAACAUCCUGGACGCUCUAUGGACUACAGCUGCAAGACUACUAUAUCAUGGUUCCAAACACGCCAGGCAUUGUGACCAGUCUCAUCCGGUUCUUCCUGUUCUGGAGAUUUGCAUCUGUCAAUCAAGGCGUGCCAUCCUAUAAGCUCAUCGAAAUCUAAGUGGCUGGAGACUCACACCAAUGGUUACAAGGGAGAGAGAUAACAGGCUUCUUGACCCUAUCAUGGUCAGGCUGUCAAUCACUGAUAUUGUUACUCAUAUUGUAAAUGAUUCAUGAUCACUCCUACCCACCAAGGGUUUAAGAAGACUUUCUCAAGGCAGAAGCUGUCCCUAAUCACAGAUCUAGGAUCAGAGUACCCUAGCAAUGGGGGAUGAAAAAUGAUGAAUAAAUAUCUGACCCUGUAUCAGUGGUUAGGGGCAUCUUCCUCAUCCUUCUCCCUCCACCACUUCCUUUUUGUGCCUUCUGUACUGGUCUGGGACAUCAUUACUGAGAACUCAAACAUGGGCGGGACAGUCCUGCCCUGUCAAUCACAGUAGUCUCUGUUAUCCAGUGGAAGGUUUUUUGCUCAGCAUCAAUGCGCUGCUAUUGGUUGAAUCGCUCUAACUAACAGGGCAGGAUGAUCCCGCCUCUAGUGGGGUUUGUGACCCCCUCACCUUUAUAGUUGACUUGUCUGUCCUCAUCACUAUGGUACCCUGUGAACUAGGGGGGAACAACUGUUCCUGGUAGCCACAGUAUCUGCUGGGUUGUUGUCCUUCUCUUUUAACUAGACUGAUGUACAGUGCAUUUGGAAAGUUUUCAGACUCCUCAAGUUUUUCCACAUUUUGUUACGUUACAGCCUUAUUCUAAAAUGGAUUAAAUAGUUU
Messenger RNA from Oncorhynchus kisutch (coho salmon), 1509 nucleotides. RefSeq names its product sugar transporter SWEET1-like. Gene Ontology annotation, molecular function: sugar transmembrane transporter activity. Gene Ontology annotation, cellular component: membrane. Gene Ontology annotation, biological process: carbohydrate transport. The transcript is spliced from 6 exons. The coding region runs from base 147 to 806 and encodes 219 amino acids. Lineage: Eukaryota; Metazoa; Chordata; Actinopteri; Salmoniformes; Salmonidae. The record is from RefSeq and is a predicted model, not a curated record.